AUGGACUUCAUUAUCUGGGCUGUGGCUAGCCUUUUCCGCUGGAUGCGAUUGAAGGUCUACCAGUAUGAGGUGACUUUCUCUCUCUACAUGCUUACUCCAAUUGAGAAGUUCAUCUUCAACACCCUGCUCCUUGGCCUCAUUGGCAUGAUCGCUAUGGCCACUUACAUCUACCUCCCUGACCACCUCCGCGCCAUCUAUGGCCGUUUCUACUACUAUUGGGCCGGUGAGCGCUUGUUCAGCUCUGGUCGGUUAUCAAUCAGCUCUGUCUUUGGCGAAAAUGGCAUGGCCACACAGAUUGGAGAUAUGGUGUACGAGACGGCAAAGAACGCCGCUGCCACCUCGACUGGGCGCCUGGCUGAGCUGUGA
This is a messenger RNA of Penicillium vulpinum, 366 nucleotides long. RefSeq names its product serine palmitoyltransferase small subunit family protein. Lineage: Eukaryota; Fungi; Ascomycota; Eurotiomycetes; Eurotiales; Aspergillaceae. The transcript is spliced from 2 exons. The record is from RefSeq and is a predicted model, not a curated record. Bases 1 to 366 code for a protein of 121 amino acids.